Molecule: messenger RNA, 2487 nt
Organism: Dujonia railenensis
Lineage: Eukaryota; Fungi; Ascomycota; Pichiomycetes; Serinales; Debaryomycetaceae
Source: the annotation of a GenBank genome assembly
AUGGUGAAGGAUAUAAAGAAGGGUGUGACCACAUCUCACUCGAAAAAAACGGACUCUUCAACCAGAAAGAGAAAGCCUGAAGAAGUCGCAGAAGUAGAAGAAUCUGCGUCCUCAUCGGACGAAGAGUUUGAAGUUGAAGGUUUGUUGGAAGACGGAUCAGAGGACGAAGAAGCUGAGGAUUCCGAAACUAACGAAGACAAUGAAGAAGAUGCGGAUUCCGAAGACUCUGAGGCUGAACUCAAUGCGCUUUUGGCUGAAGAUGACCCAGAAGAUGACGAUGAAGAAUUUGAUUCAGAUGAUUUCUCUGAGCCUGGUGAUGAACAAAACUCCAUCACCGAUGGGUUAUCCAACGUAAGAAUUAGAUCUAGAAGUAGCCAUACUGAUGACCAAGAAAGUGAGCUUAUCCAUACCAAGUUCGCAGACGGUAAACCUAGAAUCAUCAAGCCUGAAAUCAACCCUGUAUAUGACUCUGACGACAGUGAUAACGAAAACUUCAACACCAUUGGUAACGUGCCAAUAAGUGCAUAUGAAGAAAUGCCUCACAUUGGGUAUGAUAUCAACGGUAAGAGGAUUAUGAGACCUGCCAAGGGUUCGGCCUUGGACCAAUUAUUGGAAAGUAUCGAUUUGCCAGAAGGUUGGACCGGAUUACUUGAUCAAAAUACUGGUUCGGCACUCAAUUUGACUGAGGAUGAGUUGGAAUUGAUCAGAAAGAUCCAGGCCCAAGAAAAUACCGAUGAAAACAUCAACCCAUAUGAACCAACCAUUGAAUGGUUCACCAGUAAAACAGAAAUCAUGCCUUUGACUGCCGUUCCUGAGCCAAAGAGAAGAUUUGUGCCUUCUAAGCAUGAAGCAAAGAGAGUCAUGAAGAUUGUAAGAGCCAUUAGAGAGGGAAGAAUUGUCCCACCAAGUAAAGCCAAAGAACAACAAGAAGAGGAUGAAAUGAACUUCGAUUUAUGGGCAGACAAUGACGACAACCAAGAAGAUCACAUCAUGAACUUGAGAGCUCCAAAAAUAGCACCUCCAACGAAUGAAGAAUCUUAUAACCCUCCUGAAGAAUAUCUUCUUACCAAGGAGGAAAGAGAACAAUGGGAACAGCAGGAAGAAGUUGAUAGAGAAAGGAACUUCUUGCCUGCUAAAUACGAUGCAUUAAGAAAAGUUCCAGGUUAUCAACAGGGACUUAGAGAGAAGUUUGAGAGAUGUCUUGACUUGUACUUGGCACCUCGUGUUCGUAAAAAUAAGUUGAACAUUGACCCAGACAGUUUAAUUCCAGAGUUGCCUUCUCCAAAGGAUUUGAGACCAUUCCCUAUCAGAUGUAGUACUGUUUACCAGGGCCACACAGAAAAGAUCCGUACAUUAUCGAUCGAUCCAAGUGGACUCUGGUUAGCAACAGGAUCCGAUGAUGGAAGUGUUAGAAUAUGGGAAAUCUUGACAGGUAGACAAGUAUACAAGGCACAAUUGGUCAACACCGAGGAAGAUGCUGAUGAUCACAUUGAAUCUUUGGAAUGGAAUCCAGAUAGCAAGACCGGUAUCUUAGCAGUUGCAUGUGGUGAGGUCAUAUAUCUUAUUGUUCCACCAAUUUUCGGAUUUGAUAUUGAAAACAUAGGUAAAUUAAGAGUUGAGCAAGGUUGGGGUUAUGAUACUUUCGGUAACAAGAGAAAAGAAGAAGGAAUUCAAGUUGGUGGUAAUGAAGCUAAUGAGUCCGAUAUUGAUUCAGAAGAUGAGUCAACUUCUAAGUCCAAGAGCACUACUGCUUCUUCUGGUGUCAAGAAAGAUGUAUCUAAAUGGUACCCACCUUCCACUGCACAGGCAAUGUUAGGAAUCUCUGCCGUCAUUCAAUGCCGUAAGGCAAUCAAGAAGUUGUCAUGGCAUCGUAAGGGUGAUUACUUUGUAAGUGUAUCACCAGAUUCAGGUCAUACUUCUGUUCUCAUUCACCAACUUUCUAAGCAUAUGUCACAAUCACCAUUCAAGAAGUCAAAGGGUAUCAUCAUGGAUGCCAAAUUCCAUCCAUUCAAGCCUCAAUUAUUUGUUGCGUCUCAAAGAUAUAUCCGUAUUUACGAUCUUUCUCAACAAACCUUGGUUAAGAAAUUGAUGCCUGGAGCUCGUUGGUUAGCCAACAUUGAUAUUCAUCCACGUGGUGAUAACUUAUUGGCAUCUUCGUUCGAUAAGAGAGUCCUUUGGCAUGAUUUAGACUUGAGUUCUACUCCAUACAAAACUUUGAGAUACCACGAAAAGGCUGUUAGAUCCAUUAAAUUCCACAAAUCCAACUUACCACUUUUUGCAUCUGCUUCUGAUGAUGGUAGUAUCCAUGUUUUCCAUGGUACAGUAUAUGAUGAUUUAAUGACAAAUCCAUUGUUGGUUCCAUUAAAGAAGUUGACCGGUCAUAAAAUCGUUAAUAGUUUGGGUGUAUUGGACUUAGUUUGGCAUCCAAAAGAAGCUUGGUUAUUCAGUUCUGGUGCUGACGGAACCGCGCGUCUUUGGACCACUUAA